GUAGAACAUGGCGGCCGUAGCGACCAAACCUCGUAGGAGAUAUUUGACCUAAAAGACACCUCUUAAUCGUUCCAUUUAGUUAUAACGCGUUGUAUUUCAAAAAAAUUUUUGUGGAAAGCUUAUCAAGAAAUCCCGUUGUCAAAAUGAUGCUCUCAAGGAAGAAGCCGGCCGUAGGCCCUGGGUCAGGAAACACAGUGUCAUCUGCUAAGGACUCGAAAAAGAAACGCAAGUUGCCAAAAUUGGAGGAUUUUUUACAGAUGAGGGACUAUACCGGAGCUAUAACUUUAGCAGAGUUUAACCGUAACUCUGGAAAAGGAAGUGAAGAGACAAAUCUUUGGAUUGCAUACACAGCAUUCCAUUUAGGAGAUUACAAGAAAGCCAUGGAGGAGUACCUGGCUCUAACAAAAAGUGAAGCCUGCCAUCCAGAUGUGUGGGUGAAUCUUGCAUGCUGUUACUUUUUUCUUGGAAUGUACAAGGAGGGUGAUGAGAUGGCUUUGAAAGGUCCAAAGAGUAGACUUCAAAACAGGCUGUUAUUUCACCUUUCACACAAGUUUAAUGACGAAAAGAGACUUAUGACCCAUCAUCAAGCCCUACAAGAUAUUAUUGAGGACCAGUUAAGCCUUGCCUCUAUCCAUUACCUGAGAAGUCAUUACCAAGAAGCCAUUGACAUCUACAAGAGGAUUCUUCUUGAUAACAGGGAUUAUUUGGCUUUAAAUGUGUAUGUUGCUCUCUGCUACUACAAGCUUGACUAUUACGAUGUCUCUCAAGAGGUACUAGCAGUUUACUUGCAACAUUAUCCUGACAGUGCCACUGCAGUAAACUUGAAAGCAUGUAACCACUUCAGACUAUACAACGGGAAAGCAGCCGAGGGUGAGCUUAAGACUCUACAGGAGACAGCAAGUCCUUCUUUUAGCUUUGCCAUUGAUCUCAUUAAGCACAAUCUGGUUGUUUUUAGAGGUGGUGAAGGUGCCUUACAAGUUUUACCACCCUUGGUGGAUGUCAUUCCUGAAGCUCGCUUGAAUUUGGUUAUCUAUUACUUGAGGCAAGAUGAUGUGGUGGAAGCUUAUAAUCUCAUCAAAGAUUUAGAACCUACAACUCCUCAGGAGUACAUCUUAAAGGGUGUGGUCAACGCAGCUUUGGGACAGGAACAAGGAUCUAGGGAACACUUGAAGAUCGCUCAGCAGUACUUCCAGCUUGUUGGUGGAUCGGCCAGCGAGUGUGAUACCAUUCCAGGAAGACAGUGUAUGGCGUCGUGCUUUUUCCUUUUGAAACAAUUUGAAGACGUGCUUAUUUACCUCAACUCAAUCAAGAGUUACUUCUACAAUGACGAUACGUUCAAUUUUAACUACGCCCAAGCCAAGGCGGCAGUUGGAAAUUUUAAAGAAGCUGAGGAGAUCUUUUUGCUCAUCCAGUCUGAAAAAAUAAAAAAUGACUACACGUACCUGAGCUGGUUGGCGCGAUGCUACAUUAUGAACCACAAAGCCCGGCCUGCAUGGGAAUUGUACCUGAAGAUGGAGACAUCCGGGGAAUCGUUCAGUUUACUGCAGCUUAUCGCAAACGAGUGUUACAAAAUGGGUCAGUUCUACUACGCCGCAAAGGCGUUUGACGUGUUGGAGAGACUGGACCCUAACCCAGAGUACUGGGAAGGAAAGAGAGGAGCCUGUGUUGGAAUCUUCCAACAAAUUAUCGCUGGUCACGAGCCCAAGGAAACGCUAAGAGACGUUCUUCAGAUCCUCCGCAACACAGGAAACCCUCAAGUGGAAUACAUCAUUCGUACCAUGAAGAAAUGGGCAAAGGAGAACAGAUUCCCUGUCUCGUAAACGAGCCAAGAGGCUGGCCAAGUCAUAUAAAUUAUGUGUACAGAUAAAGUUCCAGUGGUCUUUCAGUUUCAUAACUGUAAAUUUUAAAGCUCUUACCGUGUUCGAAAAAGUCUGAUUCAAAUUGUAAGCGAAAACAGACAAAGUCCUUUCUUGAAAAACGUUGUUUGAGAUUGCGCGGGAUGACUUAGAAGAACGUUGUCCUAUUGACAGAAAAAGGUUAGGGAUAGCACGAAGUUUUGCGAACGGGUAGUUCACUCAUCGUGUCUUUGUGGAAUGUACGAUUUGUAAAUAUGCAUUGAUUAAACGUUAUUCAAGAAGUCGA
Messenger RNA from Stylophora pistillata, 2142 nucleotides. RefSeq names its product intraflagellar transport protein 56. Gene Ontology annotation, cellular component: intraciliary transport particle B; ciliary base; ciliary basal body. The record is from RefSeq and is a predicted model, not a curated record. Lineage: Eukaryota; Metazoa; Cnidaria; Anthozoa; Scleractinia; Pocilloporidae. Gene Ontology annotation, molecular function: intraciliary transport particle B binding; protein binding. Gene Ontology annotation, biological process: intraciliary anterograde transport; intraciliary transport involved in cilium assembly.